AUGUAUAGUCUGGGUAAGAUGAAUGGACAUGGAGAUCUGAAUAAUUCCCAUGCUGCCAGAACAACGGUCGAAUUCGCCGUGGAUCCAUCGCUUAGAAGCAAGUCCCUCGCCAUUGGGCGCGAUCAAGAUGACGCCAGAGUUCGCCAACAAUAUCGUCCUUUUCUUUUUGAUAAAGAUAUGGCUGCUGAUGACUGGGUGGCUGAAUUGGAACUGAGUACGGCAAUCAAGAUGGUGCAGUCGGAGAUUUUGGAUAAGAAACUUGAUCGUCUCCGAAUUCUUGUUCUUUACGGUAGUCUCAGAAGUCGGUCAUACUCACGCCUUCUAGCCCUCGAAGCCUCACGUAUCCUAUUUCGUCUCGGCUGCGAUGUGCGAGUAUACGAUCCAACUGGUCUACCUCAAAAAGACGACAUUCAACAUGACCACCCCAAGGUCCAAGAACUGCGAGAAUUGAGUAAAUGGAGCGAUGGCCACGUAUGGAUUAGUCCAGAGCAACACGGCAACUUGACUGGCAUUUUCAAGCAACAGAUCGAUUGGAUUCCUCUAUCAACAGGUUCAGUGCGUCCUACACAAGGAAGAACUCUAGCCGUGGCCCAAGUCAGUGGUGGAUCCCAGUCUUUCAACUCGGUAAACUCGCUACGUAUCCUUGGUCGUUGGAUGCGCAUGUUUGCCAUUCCUAACCAGAGUUCGGUACCGAUGGCGUACACCCAGUUCACGCCAGAGGAGGAGAGGAGUCGUAUGAUGCCUAGUUCGAACCGUGAUCGCCUCGUUGAUUGUAUGGAGGAGCUCGUCAAGUACACUAUUGUUAUGAGGCCUCAUUUCGAUCUCUUUGGCGAUCGUUUUAGUGAGCGUGAGGAGAAAAGGGUGAAAGAGAUGAAAAGAGAGGAGGGAAACUAG
Molecule: messenger RNA, 894 nt
Organism: Fusarium poae
Lineage: Eukaryota; Fungi; Ascomycota; Sordariomycetes; Hypocreales; Nectriaceae
Exons: 3
Coding region: 1-894 (297 amino acids)
Molecular function (GO): oxidoreductase activity
Source: RefSeq, a predicted model, not a curated record